CAGUAGUCUGGGUUUUUAACAAGCUUCCUGGGUGAUUCUGAUACAGGCAAAAGCUUGAAAACAACUGAUUUAGACAACUUACUAAACUUCUCAUUCUUCAUUAGUUAUUCCCAAGUUCUUCUGUUCACCCAUAAGUAUUCUCCAGAUACCCAAAAUUCUUUGGGCUGUGGUGGCAAGCUUAGAUUUUAGUCAAAUAAUCUUGGGUUCUUUCUGUGAGAAGAAAAAAAUUUAUAAGGCCCAUCUCCAUGGGGACUUCUCUUAGGCCAUUGUGGGUAUAAACAGGUAAAUCUUCCUCACCUGUUGGCAGGUAGGACUCAUCUGAGCCGCUUGGAAUAAUCAGUGCAUGUCCACCCAAAGACGGUUUCUAUCUUACAGAUGAGAGGUACAGAGAAAGCUAUGAUGUGAUGGAUACAGAAGACAAGAGCCCUAAGUGUUCUAGUUUCUGUGUCAAUCAUACAGAAUCAUUCAGGAUAGGCUAGGGUCUGCUGUGAUAACAAGAAACAAGAUUUUAAUGAUUUAAAAUAAAAUAUUUUUCAUUUUUGUUCUGUGUCCAUUGUAGGUCACCUGAGGGACUAUGUUCUGUCAUCUUUACUUAGGGAGGCUUCAUUUCUAUGUUUUCACAAUUGCCAAAGGCAAGAAAAAGGGACCUGAAUGGAUUAUACACUAGCUGUUCCACUGAUGUUUUAUUGGUCAAAGCAAGUCCCAGAACCACUCCCAACUUCAAGAGAAGUAGGGAAGUGCUUAUCCACCAUGUACCUGGGGAAAAAAAAAUCACACAUUUUUAUUGGAUAGCAUUAAUGAUUACCCUUAAUAACUCACAGUUCAGACUAAUAAGGGAAGUAGCCCUUUUGGGCCUGUUGCCAACAAGCUAUGUUUGCUGUAUGACUAGAGUACGUGUUUUUUCAUUUCACCCUUUCUAUUAUGCUAUUUAGUUCUCAGUUCUUUGUUUCCAAUGGGGGGUGGGCAUCAGUCAUUAGACUCAAUAGAUUUGUACAAGCUAGUAAGUGGUGGAGUCAAGAUUUAAAUCCAGGAAUUCUGGCCCCAGAUGUUGUGCUUCUAAACAACAUGCUAUAUUGCAUACUUGAGUGUUCUUCAGGGGACAAUCUUUGUUGUUGGCCAUACUCAAACAGCUUGCCAGCUGAGUAUGCUACUGCUGCAUAGACUUUUUAAUUGUAAUCGUAUUUGUGGUAAUGAAAAUCCAUAGUCACUUCACUCUUGCUUGAAAGAUGCCAAGCCUUCUCAACCAUCUCUUCUGCAGAAAAUGUUCUCAAACCUUUUCUUAUAGGACCUCAUUUUCAGAGACUGGAUCAUUUGUGCUCUUCUUAAGCCUCUUUCCUGAUUCUUAGUGACGUUUUUGAAUUGUGAGCUUGGAGCCAGCCCUUUUUUUGCUAAAAGUGCCACACACAUCCUUAACAUUGGACGCCCAGGGCUUUGGUUUCAGUGUUGGGUGCUCUUGCACAGGAGCAAUUUCUCCUUGGCUCUGGGCAGCCCAGGAACCUGCUGACAAACACCUCUACAGCUCUCAGGAAGGGGAGAGAAGCAUUCCUUAGUGGUGACGCCAGCAGCUGACUGACAGCAGGCUGUGUGCACUGAUCCCCAGGCUCUGUCAAGCAUUUCACGUUGAGGUGGGGCCUGGGGUUGUGAGAGACUAUGCGAUUGCUCUGGAACUUCAGAAGCCCGCUGUCAGUCUGAGCAGUCAGCUGGAAAGCAUGUGGGAUCUCCAUGGAGGCUCCUAACCAGGAAAGUGCCCUAUCUGGCCUGCCCACCCUGAUGUCCUGGCCAAACCCACAUAUGUCAAAGCAAGAGAGAAACCAAAGACCAUCCAGCAUGGUCAGUGAAACAUCCACAGCUGGUACGACAUCUACCCUGGAGGCCAAGCCUGGACCCAAGAUCAUUAAGUCCAGCAAUAAAGUCCACAGUUUUGGGAAGAGGGAACAGGCCAUUCGGAGAAACCUCAAUGUUCCAGUGGUGGUGAGGGGCUGGCUGCACAAGCAGGACAGUUCUGGGAUGAGACUGUGGAAAAGGAGGUGGUUUGUGCUUGCUGAUUACUGCUUGUUUUACUAUAAAGACAGCCGAGAAGAAGUGGUCCUCGGGAGCAUUCCUCUACCCAGCUACGUGAUCUCACCUGUGGCCCCUGAGGAUCGCAUAAGUCGCAAGUACUCCUUUAAGGCUGUGCACACAGGGAUGCGAGCACUCAUCUACAACAGCUCUACGGUGGGCUCUCAGGCUGAGCAGUCAGGCAUGAGGACCUACUACUUCAGUGCUGAUACCCAGGAGGACAUGAACGCCUGGAUCAGAGCCAUGAACCAGGCUGCACAGGUGCUAUCUCGAUCGUCACUGAAGAGGGACAUGGAGAAGGUGGAGCGGCAGGCAGUGCCCCAAGCCAACCACACAGAGUUGUGUCGAGACUGUGGCCGUGUUGGACCUGGACACUCAAGAGAUUGUCCCCAUUGUGGCCAUGAUGAUUCCUUCGGCUUUGAGAGGCGGGAGCAGGAGGAAGAGCGGUACCGUUCUCAAAAGGACCCACUAGAGGGGAAGAGGGACAGGAGCAAGUCCAGGUCCCCGUAUUCACCAGCAGAGGAGGAUUCCUUAUUUGUGGAUUUACCCAGUGGUCCGAGAGGCCAGCAGGCACAGCCACAGCGGGCAGAGAAGAAUGGUGUGCUCCCCAUCUAUACUCCAGGAGAGCAGAAUGGGACUGGCGGGUACCAGCGGGCCUUUCCUCCAAGGGCCAACCCAGAGAAGCACAGUCAGAGGAAGAGCAGCCUGGCCCAGGCAGAGGCCUGGGCAAAGGCCCAAAAGGGAGAUGGCAGAAGCCUUCCCUCAGACCAGACACUUCCUCGCCAGGGUCCUAGCCAACCCCUGUCCUUCCCAGAAAACUACCAGACUCUGCCCAAGAGUGCCCGACACCCCUCAGGGGGCUCUUCACCCCCUCCCCGGAACCUGCCAAGUGACUACAAAUAUGCACAAGAUCGAGCCAGUCACCUAAAGAUGUCCAGUGAGGAGCGCCGGGCACACCGGGAUGGCACCGUGUGGCAGCUGUAUGAGUGGCAGCAGCGCCAGCAGUUCCGGCAUGGUAGCCCCACAGCACCCAUCUGUGCUGGCUCCCUGGAGUUCUCCGACCAGGGCCGGAGCAGGAGCAUGCUGGAAGUGCCCCGCUCCAUCUCUGUGCCUCCAUCUCCCUCUGAUAUCCCUCCCCCUGGACCUCCAAGGGUCUUCCCACCUCGGCGGCCACACACGCCAGCAGAGAGGGUUACUGUGAAGCCACCGGACCAGAGGAGGAGUGUGGACAUCUCACUAGGGGCUUCUCCCAAGAAGGCACGGGGCCACACCAUCAAGAACUCUUCUCAUGUGGACCGACGCUCCAUGCCCUCGAUGGGUUACAUGACCCACACUGUCAGUGCUCCCAGUUUACAUGGAAAAUCGCUGGAGGAGCUCUCACUGCUUCUCACCCGGUUGCGGCGGCACCAGGCCAAGUUGGCCAGUGUGCGAGAUUUCGCUGUUGGCCAGUUACUGCAGCGCUACCUGACCUUUCCCACCUGCCAGGCUGAUGAUACCUACCUCCAGCUGAAGAAAGACUUGGAGUACUUGGAUCUAAAGAUGACAGGCCGAGACCUUCUCAAGGAUCGAAGUCUGAAGCCUAUGAAGAUCGCGGAGAGUGACAUUGACGUCAAGCUGAGUGUCUUCUGUGAACAAGACAGGAUCCUCCAGGACUUGGAAGACAAGAUACGAGCCCUCAAGGAGAACAAAGACCAGCUAGAAUCUGUGCUGGAGGUGUUACACAGACAGAUGGAGCAGUACCGAGACCAGCCCCAGCACCUGGAGAAGAUUUCCUACCAGCAGAGGCUGCUGCAGGAGGACCUUGUCCACAUCCGAGCUGAGCUGUCCAGAGAGUCCACUGAGAUGGAAAAUGCCUGGAAUGAGUACCUGAAGUUGGAGAGGGAUGUGGCGCAGCUGAAGCAGACCCUGCAGGAGCAACACAGAAGAGCCUUUUUUUUCCAGGAGAAGUCACAGAUACAGAAGGAUCUGUGGAGGAUCGAAGAUGUCCUUGCAGGCCUGAGCGCAAAUAAAGAGAACUAUAGAAUCCUGGUGGAAUCGGUCAAAAAUCCAGAGAGGAAAACGGUGCCUUUGUUCCCUCACCCGCCUGUGCCUUCACUCUCCACUUCUGAGAGCAAGCCACCCCUGCAGCCCAGCCCUCCCACCAGUCCUGUGCGGACCCCUUUGGAGGUUCGCCUCUUCCCGCAGCUGCAGACCUAUGUGCCGUACCGACCUCACCCACCCCAACUGAGGAAAGUGACGUCCCCCCUUCAGUCACCAACUAAGACAAAGCCCAAAGUGGAAGAGGAGGCACCUCCGAGACCCCCACUCCCUGAACUAUACAGCCCAGAAGACCAGCCUCCAGCUGUGCCACCUCUGCCAAGAGAGGCCACUAUCAUCCGACACACUUCUGUGCGGGGCCUCAAGCGGCAGUCGGAUGAGAGGAAGCGAGACCGGGAGCUGGGGCAGUGUGUGAAUGGGGACUCACGGGUGGAGCUGCGGUCAUACGUUAGUGAGCCCGAGCUGGCCACCCUCAGUGGGGACAUGACUCAGCCCUCCCUGGGACUUGAGGGACCUGAGAGCAGGUACCAGACACUGCCAGGCAGAGGGCUCUCAGGGUCCACAUCAAGGCUCCAGCAGUCGUCCACCAUCGCUCCCUAUGUCACGCUCCGGAGGGGUCUAAAUGCUGAAAAUAGCAAGGUGACUUUUCUUAGACCCAAGAGUGCCUUGGAGCGCCUGUACUCAGGGGACCACCAGCGGGGCAAGAUGAGUGCAGAGGAGCAGCUUGAGCGCAUGAAGCGGCACCAGAAGGCCCUGGUCCGGGAGCGCAAGAAGACACUGAGCCAAGGAGAAAGGGCGGGCCUGCCCUCAUCCCGCUACCUAUACCAGCCGCUCCCUGGAGAUCUUGGCUCAUGGAAGCGAGAGCAGGACUUUGACCUACAGUUAUUGGAACGAGCCAUGCAAGGGGAAAGAAAAGACAAGGAGGAGAAUGGCUGGUUGAAAGUGCAGGCCCUGCCUGUCACAGAGUUGGACCUGGAACCUCAAGACUAUGACUUGGACAUCAGCAGAGAGCUAUCCAAACCAGAGAAGGUCUCUAUCCCUGAGCGUUAUGUGGAGCUGGAUCCUGAAGAGCCACCUAGCCUGGAGGAGUUGCAGGCACGGUAUCGGAAAGCUGAGAAGAUUCGCAACAUCCUCGCCCGGUCAAGCAUGUGCAACCUGCAGCCGACGUCAGGCCAGGACCGCAACAGCCUGGCCGACCUGGACUCGCAGCUGCAAGAGCAGGAGCGUAUCAUCAACAUCUCCUAUGCCUUGGCCUCUGAGGCCUCCCAGCGCAGUAAGCAGGUGGCAGCGCAGCAGCUGGCCCUCCUCCCGCCUAAAGCCCCCUUGUCCUCCAGGACGAUGUCACCUUACUCCCCCUUAAGCAACGGACUCCACUACACCUUUGUCUAACACCUUCCAACCCAGGCAGUGAUGGAACCGUGACCCAUUGUGCAGAGGAAAAGCCUGGAGCCAGGGGCCCAGUGGAAUCAACUUUCUCCCAGGAGAUCGGCUUUUCUGCCCCCAUGGAAACCCCUCCCAGCUGAGCAAGGGUUCUGGCUGGAAGAAGGAGCAGUCCACCAACCAUGGGACAAUCCCUGUGGGGCUCAGUCCUAACACACACUACUUUUUCAAUUCAGACUCCUUUUUACAACCAACAAAAAGCACUUUUGAUAUACACUGUAAAAUACUGACACUGUAUUUUAGAAUCAGAAUAUAUUUUAUAAUGUUCACCUCAAGGGCUGAGUGGCUGGAAAGGUGAGAAUGCAGGAUUUUGUUGCUGCACAUAUAGAUUCAGGUACUGUUGGGAUAGUAAGUGUGGGUGGUGGGGAUAAAGGCAGGGCAAGAAGAGGUCAGUCCAACUACUGAUGAACUCAGGGGAAAGUUGGAUUGACAAUGUGCUUCCAGUGGAUUCCAGCAUUAAUCUUGUUGGCAUGCUGUCUGAGAAAAGAGGGCCCCUUGGCUGCAGAGAUGAGCCAUCCCUGACUUGACCUGACCUGACCUGAUGACCAGCUCUGGGUGAAACUCCACCAGUAUGCAAGGGGAACCCAAGUCUACAACUUAGCCCUUGGUUUUGGUUUAGGGACAACAGUGUGAUCAAGAGCUUUGUCCUCUCCAACCUGCCCAGGAGGCUCCCUUAGCAAAGGGCUCUUCUCAGAAGAAAAGCAAUUUGCUUUAUUAAAAAAUAUAUAUACAUGCACACACGUACACAUUCAUUUUGAGGUACAGAAAAGGUAAGAUGAAUCAACUUUUUUGUAUUGUAGCAAUAAGCUCCACACUAGGUGACAUCUGUCUGAAAAUCCCUGACUGAAUGCUUCCCUUCAGGGAGGCUGUGUUGGGAACAUUGGCUGCCUGCCCUGGAGAGCCCCAGGUCAGCUGCUCUAGGACUUGGGUCUGGUAGCAACAGAACAAGCAAUGUGCUCUCCACCAUCUCCAAUGGGCCUGUCACCAGUGGGGCCACCAUGGCAGGACUUGGACUUGACUUUCAGACCCAGGGAGGCUACCAAGCCAGGUGCAGUGUUUAUGAUCCUUUAUUUAAGUUAUAUCAUGAUAUCUUCUAUAUAGAAAAAGAUGUUUAAAAGGAAAAAAACAGACACAAAAACCUCCAUUGGGUGGAGCCACACUUUAGAUCAAAAUUUAACUAUGCUCAGAAAAACAAACAAAAAUCUUGAAUAUAUUUAGAAGUUGCUAUCUAUUUUUAACUAACUCCAUAUGCUGCCAGUAUCAACUUCAUGACAUUUGCCAAAAUAAAAUUUUAUUUUUGCCUUUAUAAGAUUUUGUUGAAAAAAAAUGAAAUGACUAUUUUGCAAGAAGAAGUUAAUUUAAAUAAAGGUGUGAUGGUUUGCAAAAAAAAAUGUGAUGUACAGAUUAAAAUAUUAAUCUGA
Marmota monax (woodchuck) is the source of this 6956-nucleotide messenger RNA. RefSeq names its product pleckstrin homology domain containing A7 (gene Plekha7). Gene Ontology annotation, biological process: pore complex assembly; zonula adherens maintenance; epithelial cell-cell adhesion. NCBI's taxonomy places the organism in Eukaryota, Metazoa, Chordata, Mammalia, Rodentia, Sciuridae. The record is from RefSeq and is a predicted model, not a curated record. Gene Ontology annotation, cellular component: zonula adherens; pore complex. The transcript has 26 exons. The coding region runs from base 1723 to 5484 and encodes 1253 amino acids. Gene Ontology annotation, molecular function: protein binding.